Hyposmocoma kahamanoa is the source of this 1839-nucleotide messenger RNA. Its product is annotated as coiled-coil domain-containing protein 13-like. Lineage: Eukaryota; Metazoa; Arthropoda; Insecta; Lepidoptera; Cosmopterigidae. Gene Ontology annotation, cellular component: centriolar satellite. The coding region runs from base 1 to 1839 and encodes 612 amino acids. The record is from RefSeq and is a predicted model, not a curated record. Gene Ontology annotation, biological process: non-motile cilium assembly; cytoplasmic microtubule organization. The transcript is spliced from 4 exons.
AUGGCCCCAAAAACCAAGCCAACGAAGGAAGAAAAAGCAAUUAUAGAAGUGGCUGGUAAAAUCGAAGAUACGGAUGAAAUGAAGCUUCAAAUGCUGGAAGCGCUUGACACAAAGAGCUCUGGCGAUAUUUUAUAUCCUCCAGAACUCAAUGCCCAUUUAAUUGAGCAAUUAAAGGUGAUGACUUGCGAAAACAAUGAACUUCGCAAACUUAUAUUCACAAAAGACAAAGAAAUAAAAGAAUCCAGCAAAUCUGUCGAAGAACUUCAAAACCGUAUCCGCGAUAUUAUAUCCGGAUCCGGUCCGACAAUAUCUGCAAAAUCCGCAGGUAUAAUCAGCCAGAAAAUUACUGACCUCUGCAAACAAAACAGGCACCUAGUAGCUGAGGUUGAAAGUUAUAAAACUAAAAACGCUGCAUUGGAGAGAAAAAUAAUGCAACUUGAUAUAAUUAACAAAGAACACGAGAAUCUCGAUGUUUGCUUGUGCAAAGAUCAUAAAAUGGAUGGAAUAAGUCCUGAUGAAUUUAAAGAGCUUACUGUGAAGCUUGCUGCUGUAAAUAAAAAGCUCUGUGAAACUAAAAAUAGAAAUCUUGAGUUGAAAAACGAGAUACUUGGAGCGACUAAAAUAUUGCAACAAGAACUUGGUGAUAAAUUUACAAGCAUCAAAGAGUUGCAACACGAUAUCGCUGGUUGGAAAGGUAGAGCCCAACAAAUAGUCUGUCUUCAAGCUAAAAUAGCAGAACUCGAAGACAAGUUGAACGUUAAACAAUUGGUUGAAAAGACUGAAACAAAAAAAUUUGAUCAAAAUGCUAUUAUUAGAGAAAUAGAACAAAAAAGAAAGAAAGAAAUUGACAAAGCUUUAAAAGAUUGCGACGAGAUUAAAGAGGAGAAUCAAGCCUUGAAGAAAAAGUGGGAAGCCGCACGAUGCAGAGUCCGUAAUUUAGAAUGUGACGCUACACUUAUAAGACAGAAAAUGCAAACAUUUAUGGAGAAAAGUAAUCAUGAUGAUAUGCUUAUUAAUGAACAAAGGAAUCAAAUAAAAACUCUGGAACUCUAUUAUCAAGAAAUUCUAAAAGAGAACACGAUGAAAAUGAAUAAAAUGCAAAAGGAAAUAAAUGAAUAUCAGAAACAAAACAAAAAUACGGAAGUCAAAAUUGAUGCUCUCAGAAAACAGGCCACAGAAAAAGCAACUAAAAUAGAAGAACUACGGGCGCAAUUACUUAGAUAUGAAGAAUGCUCCCUUCAAAGCGUUUUCUUCACGCCAACAAAGACUGCAACUGAUAAUGAGAUCAAAAAGCUUUCAGAUUUGGUCGUCAAGCUCAAUGAAAGACUCGAUAUUGAAAGACACAAUAACGAAGAGUUGGACACGAGUCACAGAAAAUUAAAAGAAAAAAAGAAAAGAUUGGAGAGGAAAGUUGCAAAGUUAGAAGCAGAUUUAGAGAAAAUGAAAGAUUCAAGAAAAGGGUCCAAGUUAUCUAAAAUUUCUUUAACAAAAGAUGCAAAUGAUUUUAGUGCUAUAUCUACUAUGACAAAACGAAAGUCGUCUACAGGAGUUAUCCCAGAGAAACCUACUGAGAGCAAGAGCAGUACUACAACCGAUUCUCCUCCUGCACCUACGGAAACUAUAGAAAGCUUCGAUAAAGAUGAGCUAAAAUACAAAUUGGAAUUAACCGAAGAAAAAUUGAAAAUAAUGGAAGAUAAAUUUAAAAUGCUUGAAGAAGAAAAGCGAGAUGACUACCAAUAUUUAGUAGACAUGAUUCAAAAUUCAAAACAGUUAUUCAAUGAAGCAUUAUUAGUUUUGCAGAAAGAGAAAUGCAUUUGCACGAGACAUAAUGAAUGUUGA